This is a messenger RNA of Candida dubliniensis CD36, 1119 nucleotides long. RefSeq lists its product as uncharacterized. Gene Ontology annotation, biological process: cellular response to starvation; regulation of autophagy; cellular response to amino acid stimulus. Gene Ontology annotation, molecular function: GTP binding; GTPase activity. NCBI's taxonomy places the organism in Eukaryota, Fungi, Ascomycota, Pichiomycetes, Serinales, Debaryomycetaceae. The transcript has a single exon. Gene Ontology annotation, cellular component: Gtr1-Gtr2 GTPase complex; nucleus; fungal-type vacuole membrane. Bases 1 to 1119 code for a protein of 372 amino acids. The record is from RefSeq and is a predicted model, not a curated record.
AUGGAAGCUACACUCAUACCUAAUCCUAAGGAUAAUAAUGCCACAAUCCUAUUAAUGGGUUUGCGUAGAAGUGGAAAGUCAUCUAUUUGUAAAGUUGUUUUUCACAACAUGCAACCUUAUGAUACAUUAUAUCUUGAAAGUACAUCAAAACCCACCACUGAACAGUUUUCUUCUUUAAUCGAUUUAUCGGUGAUGGAAUUGCCUGGACAGUUGAAUUAUUUUGAACCGAACUAUGAUUCGGAAAGAUUGUUUUCGUCAGUAGGGGCAUUGGUAUACGUUAUUGACUCACAAGAUGAGUAUUUGAAUGCAAUUACCAAUUUGCUGAUGAUUAUUGAUUAUGCGUAUAAAGUUAAUCCCAAAAUCAAUAUAGAGGUUUUAAUUCACAAGAUUGAUGGAUUAAGUGAAGAUUAUAGAAUAGAUGCACAAAGAGACAUUAUGCAAAGAACUGGAGAUGAGCUAUUGGACUUGGGAGUGGAAGGAGUAGAGUUGAGUUUUUAUUUGACAUCUAUUUUCAAUCAUUCAAUCUAUGAGGCUUUCUCUAGAAUCGUACAAAAACUUAUCCCAGAAGUAUCCUCAUUGGAAAACAUGCUCGAUAAUUUGGUGGAGCAUUCGUCUAUUGAUAAAGUGUUUUUAUUUGAUGUUAAUUCUAAAAUCUAUGUGGCUACAGAUUCAUCACCAGUUGACAUUCAGACAUAUGAGGUUUGUGCAGAGUUUAUUGAUAUCACCAUAGACUUGGAUGAUUUGUAUGUUGAAAAUGACAAGAAUAAGAAUGGAAACGGUGGUAUCGGUGGUAAGCAAAAGGAGGUUAAGUCCAUCAGUCAUUUGUCCAAUGGUUCUGUGCUAUAUUUGAAACAAAUGAUUCGAGGUUUGGCGUUGGUUGCAUUAAUAAGAAAUGACGACACCAAGGAAAUACAACAAGAUGAUGACAAUACCAUUGGAAUUACCGCAGAAAACAUACAAUCUGCAGACGGAUCUGUCUUUGACUCAAACCAAGAGAAAUCCUUAACUGUGAUUGAUCACAACGUCAAUUUAUUUAAAAAAUCAUUAAUGAAGAUUUGGAAGAAUUCAAAAUUGACCAAUGUCAAUUCAAAUGUAUCACAACCUCAGUCUAUAAAAUAA